Messenger RNA from Amoebophrya sp. A120, 6938 nucleotides. The record is from the annotation of a GenBank genome assembly. NCBI's taxonomy places the organism in Eukaryota, Dinophyceae, Syndiniales, Amoebophryaceae.
CAGCAACGUACCGUAUGGCUACAGUUUUCAGUAUCCUUCGAGGCCAGUAAAAAUUCCCCUCGGUAGGCCAUGGUGCCAAUGGAAUGUUGAAACCCGCACGAUAGAGGGUAGCACCCAUGCCUCCAUAUUUUUAAGCAUAAGAAUAUGCUCCAAUAAAGUAUUUAAAUUUAUACUUCAUCGCAAACACAAGACUAUAUUCAGUAAAGCUACAGAUAAAGCCGAUGCGGAUGGGAAGGUUCUUGGCAUGAACCUGUCCGGCUAGUUUUUAGGAUGUCCAGUUGUAGUAGCAUGGGAGAUCUUCUUGACGGGCACUUUGAAGGUGAGGAAACGAUGUGCGCCUUUGCCGUGUCAGGACAUACAGCAGGGACGAGCCAGCAGCAGGAAGAAAAACAGCCUGAGCAACCUGUAGCUGUACUACAAGAAGAACUGCAUGAACAGGGCGAAUCAUGCAAAAGAACUACAGGAGUGUUUGGAGGAGAAGGGGGGCUUUCGAAGCUACAAAAAAUCAUGCUUCCGGUGUCGUGUCUCAUUGUUCUCCUACUGUACUUUUAUAUGGGCAUAGGGAUUAUAACGAGACAACGACCGCAGUCACCUGCCAGUACCAAUACAAGAACACCGACCGCAAUGUUAAAAAUACCGGUCACGAGGACGACCGCAAGGGGCGCAAGAAGAGAAACUACAGCUCUGUUCUCUAGAAGAACAGGUGCAGGCACGCCCUGGCGAAGUACAACUAGGGCUUCUAUUUUUACUUCCGAAGAUACUACUACAGCGAUUUCCCCAACUGGAGAGGACGAAAUGCAAGAAGAAAAUCAGCAAAAGGCAAGAGUCGAGCAACUACUCCCAGAGGACGGCGCGAGGAUGACUACUUUUCUCGCAACAAGAGCAGGAGCGUCAAAUAAAGCCACGUCGGCGACGUCAAGAACCCUGGCGUCGGAGGCUGGACUUACUACGCGACUUCUACCCAGCAGCACAGGCGCAAACACAAGAGCUACUACAUCCGCCAACACGACAUCAAAUAUUGAAGAUAAAAACAGCACAACAACUGCAGUAGCAGCACAACGACCAUCGGCCGACUGUACCCCGGAGAAAUUUUGCUUCCGCAUGCUCGAGAACGGGCUUUCCAAACCGGUUUAUUUAGUGGCGAGAAGGGAAGUGCUUUUCGACAAGGCAGCGUUCUCGAUAACGCCGACUGGGUUUGUGAUCCGCAAACUCCGGAAAAGCAAGUUCAACAUGCCGUUUGAGCUGCACGAGACGGGGUUUAUGCUGUUACAGAUCCCCCCGGGCGCUCCCACGCCAGACGAGGAAGCCUUCUGGGACGACCCCGCCGGGCCUGAUGUGGUGCCGAAACAGAAGAUCACAAAGUGGCAACUUCCGCCGGGCUCGACGUUACAAUUUACCAUAGACCGCGGAACGAAGCACGCGGACCACGACUGCAUCAUCGCGCCGCAGUUCGACGGGGGCCCGGCCGACACCCCCGGACCCACGAAGGACUACUUUUGUGACUUCCGUGCGGAUAUUAACUGCAAAUAUGUCUGGGUCUGGAAGAUUGCCAGGUUUGUGAUGCAUAUUUAGCAUGACCCAUGAUGCCUGUAAUGCAUGAGCUAGAAUGACAGAUUUUUAGAUGGCUUCCUGAUGCCUAUUUCGCAUGACAACUGCCCUUCCCGCGUAGCACAAACUGGACUCGUCUUGCUGGUCAUGCAAUACAGAUUCUUUUAGAAUCCAAAUGCAGCAUCACAAGUUGCAACCUUCCAGACCCAGACAUUUUUGCAAUCCAUAGCGAACCAGAUUGGGUUGGAGCACAAACCGUGCUGGACGUUCGAACUGAUCAACGAGGGCCCGAUAUCCUAUGUGAAAACGUCCCCACCCCAGAGUUGUCAUGCAGCAAAACUGCAUGAUCAGGAUCACAAUGUUUCUCAUGCGGGGCCGCCCCAUACGAAGCAUCUUCUAGUCGCGUUUAAAAAUUUGUAAUGCUCCAAUCAGCAUCACAGGCUAGAUCUGUGAUGCUGCUGAACGAGCGAAACAGGAUUUUUACACUACGGGGCAAAAGAACUUGGCGUGCGCAACAACCAUAGCUGGUGGAUUUGUCUAGCAGAUUCCCCAUUUUGAGUCUGGGGUGGGGACGUUUUUGCGUAGGAUACCCGAUCGGCUACUUCGCGUCGGUCCAGAACGUUUUCACGUACAACGACACGCGCAGCUGGCUCGUUUUUCCCUUUCCCGAAGUCACUGACAAGUACAAAAGUUUAUGCACUCGACCCUUGCGGGGGGUGCACGUGAACGAGUACGUGCUCCGCGCGAAGAACCUGACGAACCGAACGGUCGGGCGGAGUUCGGACGCUUUCAAAGACACCACGCCUGACCAGUGCUUGCAGCUCUGCGUGGAGGAGCCGGCAUGCUAUCCUGUGUAAAAACGUCCCCACCCCAGAGUUGUCAUGCAAAUCUGCAUGCCAAAAAAAUUUCUCAUGCGGAGCCCCAUGAGAAGCGUUUUCUAUUCGUGUUUCGGAAUUUGUGAUGCUAUAAUCAGCAUGAUGUGCUGCAUCUGUGAUGUUUCUGAACUACCUAAACAGGAUUACGCUACGAGGACAAACUUGUCAUGCAAAGCAACCAAAGCUGGCUAAUUUGUCUAGCAGAUUUCCCAUCUUGACUCUGGUGUGGGGACGCUUUUCCCUCAGGAUAAAUGCACACUUUUCAUCUACGAAGACUUCCACCACCCGUUUAGCAAAUUGCGCCAGCAGAACCUCAGCCCAAGUAUAAUAAGCAGUGCCAACGCCGAUAACGUUCGCACCCCCCAACAAAACUGCUGGCUGAUACAGAGAACGAAACACCUGUCCGCGCAACUGGCAACACCAGCUUUCUUCGAGGCACGACUGAGGAACAAAACUGGAGACGAAAUAAAAGAUAGCUAUCGUGGUCAAGAACUAACUAUCAAGUGCAAAAAUGUCUGGGUCUGGAAGAAUGCAUGUUUGUCAUGCUUGUCUGGCAUGACUCUUAAAUCUGUCACGCACGUUACCCAAGAGCUCCACUUUUCUGUGAUGCAGAAACGCAGUUUGUCAUGCAGAAUAGGCAACACCUAGAAGCUCAGAAACUUGUCAUGCUGAGCCAGCACUUGUGGCCUCAUCAUGAGACGCCGCCCAGCAUCACAAGCUUCCAGACCCAGACAUUUUUACAUUUGAUACUAACGUACGGGAAGGCCUGGUGGGAUCCCGACUGGAUUAAUCAGUCUGGGUUCGUAGCCCCGGUGAGCGAGGCCUGUCUAUCAAAAUGAAAACUCCCCCCUCGUCCCCAUAGCGAAAACGAAACUUUUUGUGAUGCUGUAUUUGAGUACAACUACACAAAUCGAUUUGUAUUGCUUAGAACGCCAAGAGGCGCAGUCAAGGCCUCGUGUGCAGGCAAUUAUAGUCAUGCUGUUUGUUCCCACUUCCAGCUGCCUGCUGGCAUGCUGAAGAUGCAAGGCUUAUUUCCCACGCCACCCAGUAUUACGGUCCGCAUCUUUAUUUCCCUGCUAGCGUGACAAAAUGACUUUUGUACACAAAUCCCGCAUCACAGACUUCCAUUUUGACAUGAGGAGGGGGGAUUUUUCAUUUUGAUACUGUCGGGAGCAGGUACUAGGCGGCGUUGUCCACGUAAGUGGAGGUUACUAUGCCGCGGAAGGGAUCAUAUGAUGAGCAAAAACGUCCCCACCCCAGAGUUGUAUAUGCAAAUGCGCAAUGACAGGAACAUUUGUAAUGCGCAUCUCCAUGUUGACAGGCAUUUCCAAUCGUGAUCAUGUCUUGGCAUUUGUAAUGCUGUAACCAGGAUGAGGAAGUGGCUGUGGCUCUCCCAUGCGGGCGCUUCCCUUGCCAACCAGCACUACGCUGCAGAUGGAGAUUUCUCAUGCAGCACAACUCCCAAAUAUUAAACUUGGAGAUCGAGACUUGCAUCUGUGUUCUUGCAGGUUUAGCAAUCGUUGACUCUGGGGUGUGGGCCACGUUUUUGCCCAGGAUAGGUCAUGCCCUGGGACCAGACCGAAAACAGCGUCGUCUCCGAGGACCCGAGACUGGGCGUAAAGAAUACUAACCACCUCCAGGCGGUCAACUACAUGCAAAAAACUCCCUUGCCACCGCACAUACUUGAGCACAAAGCCACUUUUGUGUGGGAGAUCCUGCCCAACUUCCGGAACGCGGCAUCGAUGACAAACCUGGAGACCGGGGCGAGUGGCAAAUCGUUCGCGUCUGCCAUCCGCCACCUGUACGAGCCCGGUGGCAUGUUCGUGAUUCGCGCGUGGUCGCCCAUAGGCCCCAGUAACGCCACAACUCACGCGGAGUGGUGUAAAUUUGGAAAGAAGAGCGCAACGGCUUGGUGGUGCCAGGGCAGGUACUGGAGGACAAAACGGCGGUACGGGAGUGGCUGUGAUGCGAGUUAUGAAAUGCAAAUAUGUCUGGGUCUGGAAAAUUGGAACUUGUAAUGCUAGCUUUACAUUCCUGGGAAUAAAUCUGUAUUGCAUAACCGACAAAAGCCGCAGCCAUUUUGUCAUGCAAAAACGCAGUUUCUCAUGCGGGCUGCCUAUGAGAAAGUGUAUCUCCCGAAAGUUGUCAUGCUGGUCUGCAUUCGGAAGUGUUUCCAUCAUGCACAUUUUAGCAUCACAAGUUUCCAGGCCCAGACAUUUUUGCACUUGAUACGAGUAGGGAGUACGCAAUGGCCGUUUCGGAUUUCGUGCUGUGUACACGAGCAGCGUCGUAUCAAAUGUAGAAAUGUCUGGGUCUGGAAGAAUGCAACUUGUCAUGCUAAAUCUGAAGCAUGCAAAAAUCUGUGUUGCGUGUUUACUAAAAGCUGUCCACUUUUGACCUAAUCGAGAGGCAGUUUCUCAUGCAGGAUAGGCAUGAGAAAGGUCUCGCAGAAUCUGUCAUGCUAUGUCCUACAUGCCAGACCUCAUGGGUCACGGAAAACCUGCAUGACAAAAUCUGGCAAUCUUCCAGACCCAGACACUUUUGCAAUUCAUACGUCGAACUACAGUACAACCACAUCAAAUCAUAUCAAAGAAAAAAAGUUCGUCACGAUCACUCAUGCGCAUUCUUGCAAUACAAAAUUGUUUGUCAUGCGUAAAAAUGCAUCACAGCCAAACUUUAUUAGGGAUUUCCCUAGUGUUUCUGCAAUACAAAGAAAGUUUGUGAUGCUGAGAAAAUUUGUAAUGCAAAACCUGCAAGUUAGUGACUGUGACAAACUUUUUUCUCUCCACAAAUCAGACCUGCACGGGCGUGGAUCCGCGUUUUUAUAGUUCUCCAUUGGCGAACGCCAAUCCGAACGCACAAAAGCAACUGGAGAGUGGUAUCAACUGCAAAAAUGUGUGGGUCUGGAAGAAUUGGAACUUGUGAUGCUAACUUUGGACUCUAGAAAAAUCUGUAUUGCAUGAGCAGCACGAGGAGUCUGGUUUGUGCUACGCGGGGCGGGCGUUUGUCAUGCGGAGUAGGCAUCAGGAAGGGUUCUAAAAGUCUGUGAUGGUAGGGCAUGCAUCACACACAAUCCUGGGUCGUGCAAAACAUGCAUGACAAGUCUCAGAAUCUUCCAGACCCAGUAGACAUUUUUACAUUUGAUAAGUGGAAAAGGAAAUCAAAAUCUGGGAAGUAGAUCACGCACAACAGGAGGCCGAGCCGGCUUUGGUACUACUUAUGGAUUGCAAAAAUGUCUGAGUCUGGAAGAUUGCAACUUGUCAUGGUAAAUCUGAAGCAUGCAAAAAUCUGUGUUGCAUGAGUGCCAAGAGCUAUCCACUUUUGACCAAGUUGGAGGGGAGUUUCUCAUGCAGGACAGACAUAGCGGAGACCUCGCAGAGUCUGUCAUGCUAAGUCCCGCAUUCCAGACCUCACGGGUCAUGGAAAAUCUGCAUGACAAGUCUACACUUUUCCAGACCCAGACACUUGUGCACUUGAUGCUACUAGUACUGGACCUACUAAUUCUUCUCUACGCAAGAACAUCAACGAGUUUUCAGAGGAGAGCCCUGGUGCUGGUACCACUAGCAAGUUCAAGAGAUACCGCACGUGGUCGUACCUGGGAGAUGAAAAAAGCGGACAAAAGGACGGCAGUCCUCCUAGUACAGGGACUGGAGGUGAAGAUGGUACAGUGAUGAAGUCCUCCACUUCCACUGAGCAGAAAAAAACACAAGCAGAAGAGUCAUCUGCAGAUUCACUUCCGGAGCAACAGGCAGGACAGGUAGAUGAUGGCAGCAGCACCGGCGCAAAAUCGUCAAAAACGAACACUACAAAUGGCACAAAAACAAGCAACUCCUGUGUCCUCGUCCUCCUCAUCGUGGCCUGUGUCGUGGUUUUCCUUUUGCUGCUCGGCAUGAUCUACAUGAGUCGCCGGCACGAGGAGCUGCUAAAACAAGAAAGGGUCGUGCAGGACUUUGCGCAGAACAACGAUUACGAUCCCGCGCGGCGGUUGGUUGUUUUCGGGGACAGCAACCAGCAGGUUCCGUUUGGACGGACGAUCGUGUCCUACGACGCCGUGUCGGCAGGAGGAGGGCCGUCCCAUGUUUCGCUGAUUUUUGCCACAACUGCUAGUCCCGCGUCUAGUACUUCUGCGGUCGGGACGACAGGCCCAACAAGUGUUGUCCCGAUGCUUUUGCAGGGCGGCACAACGGCUUUGGCCAGCGAAGGCCCGAAUUUUCCAACGCCACAGAUUCCGGCACCCAGUGUGGCCGAGGAUUUUUUUGCGGCGGGGGCCGGGGAUGAAGAAGAUGUUGAGGUGUGAUGGUGUGAGUUUAUGGGAAGAAACGUCUACUUGUGCUUACGCGGUACCACUACAGCAACAGGAGACAAUGUUGAGAUUCAUUUUCAUCUUCUUCUAUAGCCGAAAGCGACUCAAUUCUUCUUGCAGCGUCUUUCAUUGAGAUUUGCACCGUGAUGUACCUCCAUUGUGAACUACCCGUCUUUUAGAAAGAAAACGACAAUAAACUACUUCUUCCUCGG